This is a messenger RNA of Myzus persicae (green peach aphid), 3078 nucleotides long. RefSeq lists its product as uncharacterized. The coding region runs from base 1253 to 2011 and encodes 252 amino acids. The record is from RefSeq and is a predicted model, not a curated record. The transcript is spliced from 2 exons. NCBI's taxonomy places the organism in Eukaryota, Metazoa, Arthropoda, Insecta, Hemiptera, Aphididae.
UACCUAUUAAUAAAUAUUGACUUUUUAUACUUUUAACUUUUAUGUCAUACUUCGGGGAUCAGAAGUUUGUGCUUUGGUUUCAGCGCUGUUUAUUAAUUAUUUAACUCAAACAUUGUCCGUAAUAACUACUAAAAGUAAAAAAAACAAAUUUAAAUACAAAUCACAUGUAACUGUAACAACAGUAACAAAUGUUAAAUGUGUAUUGAUAUUAUAUAUUCUAUCAAAGUAUGUCAUACAUGGAUCGUAAACGGUUAUAAUCUAGGGCGCCCGUAGAGGGGUGGCGAGGGGCCAUGCCCUCCCGCUGUUUUAGUUAAUAUUAAUUGUUUUAUAAAUGUUUUAUUACUAGUAAAAAAACAAAUAAAAAAUAUGUGAUGUAAUAUCAGAGACUUUUGACUUUGCCUCCUCCCCACCUGGCCUAUACUUCUGAGGGCGCCCUUGGUUUUAAUAUCAGUGAUUCGAUAGAUACAUAGAUUAACAACGGAAUCGGUUAGUGGAGCUUGGGGACUUUUUUUUUACAGCGUAACAAGCUAGGUUAGGUGUUUAAAUUGUCUGUUUCUUUCUUUCUCGCAUCAGCCAAAUGAGUAUUAUAUUAAAUGUUUCAUACGUUAUUUUAAUACGCAAAUAAGGACUGUCCAUAUUAAUAGAGUCUAUAUUCUAUCAUUAUUAUUUAUUACUCUGUAAAAUGAAUAGGCACUUAAUGCACAAAUUCACAAGACUUAUUGUUUUUUUUUGUUAUUCAAUAUUAAAAAAAUAUUUUGUUAUUAUUGUUAAGUGACGUGGACAUUUUCUCCCCAAAUUCACUACAUUUCGUAAGACAAUGAUGUAUUUGAAUACGGAAAAAUAAAUAAAAUUUGCUAUUGGCAUAGUAUGGAAUAAAUCGCGAACUCUACGCUCACAGUUUCUAUGGUAACGAACGGUUUUUACCGUCACUACUGUAGAUCAAUACUAUAUACUCCACUCUACCUACCUACUAUACUACCCUUGAUUAUUCCAUGCAGGUCUUACGUUGUUUACUUUAUUUUCGCAUUAUCUCGUCGUCUGUUGAACACAUUUGUUCGAUACCGCCUGUAUUAUUGCGUUUUGUUUUGUUUUUUUUCGCGAAAUAUGUGAUUAGUGUUAAAUAUAGGCACAUCAAUUAUGAAUAAUACGAAUAGAUGUUACUAAAUAUCGUGUUACACUUACUGUUUACAAACUUAAAAGCUUAGUUUUUUUAAAGUUUAAUUAAGCUCAAAAGUCGCGUUCAUAGAUCAGAAUGCAUAGUUUUGGUUUGCAGUCAGCUUUGGCGAUUCGCCGUCAACGUAAGAGACGAGCAGAACUUAAACGUCACAUGGAAAGACGUCGCUUAAGUUCUCAAUCGAUAGAAAGUGGUAUUCAUGGUUCUAAAUCUACAGUGACAAGUCCAACAGAAUACCAUGGAUCAGUUGGUAGCCUAUCACAAGGGCCAAGGAGAAGGAAGAGACCACCUAAAAUGCUCGAUACUAAAGUUGCUUCUAGCAUAGGCAUGCUUCAUGUUGGUGUAGUUUUUCUAGUUUUGGGUCUAUUUUUAAUCGGGUCUGGCAUUAUACCUGACGAUUAUGUUUCAUGGGGUUCAAAAAAUUGGGUUAAUGAACUUGUAAUAACUGGUAUAACUUCAAGUAUAAUUGGAAUCUUUUUGAUUGUGUUGAAUCAUUUCAUAACCCGCAAAGCAGAAUCAGAUUUAGCUGCGUACGUGGAACGCCAAUUGACCAGAACAAGAUCAGGUAGAAGACUGGUACCAGAUGCAGAAACUGGUGCUAUGCAUACAAAACAACAGUAUAAAGCAAGACAGCAGGGUCAGAGUCAGAGUCAACAGCAAAAUUCUCCUGGUUCAGAUCUUGAUCAAAUAGCUGAAGAAGAAGCCUGUGGUUCAGAGUAUAGACCUGUUGAUCAAUAUAAUAAUCUUGAAACAGAGAGGCAGAAUCCAGGCAGAUCACAUAAUGCAUACAAUAGGGAAUUAUUGGUAACUCGGUGUUAUGACACAACUGAAACAUAGUAAGUUUUAACAAAUUAACUCAAUAAGUAGUUAAAAAAAAAAAGCCGUUAUGAAAAUAAAUUACUUUUAAGAAAUUUAAUUUAAAUUUAAAAAUUAUUUACAUUUUAAAUUAUAUUUAUUUUAUUUGCCUGUUUAUGAAUGACUAUAUACAUUGACUUCCUUAAUUACCUAAUAUUUAAAUAUUUAAUUAACCUAACCUAUAUUUUAUACUUGUAAUUUGAUAUUUUUAUACUAUUUAGUUGACUUUUGUAGUUUUGUGUUUAAAUAUUGUUAAUUAACUAUAAAUGCACAUCACAUCUAGUAAACUGUCAACUUUUUAUUGAUAAAAAAAAAAUAUUGUACGUAUUGAUUUGCUUGUAUUAUACUAUUUUUGGUUUGAAAAUUGAAUUGUCAACUUAAAAAUACCCUUAACUGUGAAAUCACUAGCCUAAGUUAUACAAUUUUUAAUUUUUGUUAGGAAAAAAUGAUAAGCAAUUAAUAUAUUAUUACAAUUAGUUAUUGUUUUUGUUUUUGUUUUUGUUAUGUUAGAAAAAUUUGUUAAGUAAUUUAAAUCAUUGAAUCAAUAAUCGUAUCAUAAUACUACUAUGGAGUUAAUUUUAUAAUAAUUAUUUAUGAGUAUGUAUAAUGUAUAUUAAAUAUUUCAUGAAGAAUUUCUUUUGGAAGACUGAAAAUAUUAAUUUACGUUCCACCUUUAGUUAAAACAAAUAUUUUUUUGCAAAUCAUUGUACUUUUCUUGCUCAACACUUUUCUUGAUUUUAAAUUAUUCAAAAUAAUACACCGGGGAUCAAAGAAGUAUUAAUUGUUUUAAGUUAUGCUAUUUAUUAUACAAUUAUGAUCAACACCACUUUAAAGAUUAAAACUUAUUGUUUCUAUGGUUUUAAUUUCCAUAUAAAUUAAUUUGGUUAAUGUUUAGUGAAUUUACCUCUGUGUUCAUAACUAUUAUUUGGUUUGAACCAUGUUCUUGACUUGAAUGAAAUAACUUGCACUGUGAUUUUUGUGUUUAUAUAUCUAACUAAUGAUAAUUAUAAGGCAUAUAUUAUGUAAUAAUGCAUUGAAUAUUAAAUUUU